UGUCAAGGUUUCAGCCUGUGUUUUGUUGGCGAUGUUUACCUUCUAUCGGUGUUUGUCGCUGUCUUUGGGAUGAGUCAAGCACCACCGAUCAGGUCUAUCAUCCCUCGAAGAUGAGAGUUCCAUCUGGCCCCCACCGGCAUUCCAGCAAGACACAUCACAUGAAGAAUCCGACUGCCUGGAAUUUUCUGUCUUACGAUUUCUUCUAGAUUCCUAGACCCAACGGUCCGGUCGAGUUCGUCCGCCCGUUCCGAAUCCGGCUAGGGCUAGUCUCCAGCACCAGCUGAAUCCACAGCUUGGUCUCGUCUAUCCCCGUUUGGGACCACAACGUCCGAGCCCAGCCCACAGCAGCUACAGCUUUGCUGCACGACCAGCGCGAAUUUAUUUUCCCCAAUAGUUCUGGCAUAAACGCCACCUGUAAGGAAGAGAUUAUGGAAAUCAGAUUUAUUGACCGGUUUUGUGCUGCAUUCCACAGUCAUGUGCGGCGCUGGGAGGCGCCGACUCCACAGAAUGCAAGACACGCGAGGUGGCGCGCCCCAGACCCCUGACCUUGAAUGAUGAUGGAGUCGACACUAUCGAACUCCAAUUUCCCUCCUGCAGCUUGUCAGCCAAGUCCCCCAAGAGCAACAGAGGUUCGAUGAGGGUGGAAAAUCAACACAGAUAAAUGGGCAGUGCCCCUUCCCUGCUAUCAUCCAUAAUCUCGGACCCCCAGCGCUCUCUUCAUCACCGCACCGCAUUGCCUCUCGUUAACUGUGCAAGACAAUCUAGCAAUGGCUUCCACUCGCUCAUCUUCUGGCCUGCGGGCUGUGUCUCUCUUUUGCCUUAUUGCCGCUUCUCAGGCCGUCCCUCACGGCAAUGUCUUCAAACGCCAGGGCACUUCGUCAACCCGCAAUGGAUGCUUCGUCAGCAACGUCAAUGACCAACGUCUUCUGUCCGCCUCUACCUACGCCAGUGAUGCCAUGACCGUCGAGAGCUGUGCGUCCUUCUGCUUUAGGCACAAGUACUUUGCUCUCGAAUUUGGCCGUGAGUGCUACUGCGGAAACUCCUACACUGCCCAGCCCGUCAGUGAUACCCAGUGCUCUAUGCCAUGCGCUGGCAACCCAGCACAGAAUUGUGGCGCCGGUAACCGUGUCGACCUCUACACCAACGGACUCUACGUUCCCCGAGCACCCGCCACCCUGAGCACACCUUACCUCGGUUGCUUUGUUGACGAGGGACCCCGUGUGCUCCCUAACAACCUCCUGGGCGCCAGUGAUAUGACAGCUGAGAAGUGUGCUGCCCACUGUUCCAACUAUUCUUACUUUGGGCUAGAGUAUGGCAGAGAGUGCUGGUGUGGAAACUCCAAGCCAAAGAACCCUGCCCCUGAAACAGAUUGCUCAUUCCCUUGCUCCGGAGACGACUCUCAGCUCUGCGGUGCCGGCGGCCGGAUCAAUGUCUGGGGAUCCCCUCUUCCUUCCCCUGAAAAUGUUGGCGACUUCGAAUACACUGGCUGCUUCACCGAUGCCGUUGGUCAGCGUUCGCUCAGAGGCAAGACCACCUACGACUCACAGAUGACCUUGGAGAAGUGUGCGGCCUCCUGCACCGGAUACGAUUACUUUGGCGUCUCAUUUGCGGAAGAAUGCUACUGCGGUGACACACUGGAGCCAACAGCCGAGGAGGUUCCCCAGGCCGAGUGCGCGAUGCGUUGCCCCGGCAACUACAACCAGGUCUGCGGCGACGCCAACAGGUUGAACGUCUACUCCAACGCCCAGUGUCUCCCGGAUCCGGAAAGCCCACUCAGCGUCCCCGGCUUCAACUACCAGGCCUGCUGGACCGAUCAGGUUGGCGACCGCUCCCUUCGCGAUGUCGUGGAGCGUAGCGACAACAUGACUGUCGAGACAUGCGCCGCCAUUUGCGAGGACUUCAACUUCUUUGGUGUCGAGUUCGGCAGGGAAUGCUUCUGUGGCAACACCCUCUACGGAGAGGUGGCACCUGCUAGCGAUUGCACUUUCCGGUGCGCCGGUGACUCGACACAGCUCUGCGGUGCUGUUGACCGGUUGAACCUGUACUAUGCUACUGUUCCCCCAACCACGACAUCGACUGUUGCCACACCUACUCCUACACCUACCCUCCCUGUUGAAGAAGAGGAUGAUGGGGAGCCCACUGCUACCACUGAGACCCCAACUCCCACUUCCACUCUCCCCGGCGGUGACGAGGAGGAUGAGGAGCCCACACCUGUGUCCACUGCCGUGGAUGCUGAGCCCACUGACACCGACGUGGAGGAUGAGCCCCCCGUUGAGACUGACGUGGAAGACGAAGAGGACGAUGAGGCUCUUCCCACUCCUACUCCCAACUAAGCGAUAUUAUCGUGACUCAUGAAACAGGUGUGUUUUGCUCGCGUUUUUUUCUUUUUGGUUUGUUUGGGAUACCAUGCGCAGCAAUAUUGCUCAUCUUAUGCUGUAGCCACGAUCAUUUGGAUUUACUUUGUUAGUUGAGCAUGGCAAUGUCACACAAGGGACUCGUAUAUGUCACUCAUACAUUUUUAUCUGUUUCACUUCCUCGGAUACUGCAUAGCGGUACUUGUCUCGUGUUAAUGUGGUGAUAUUUGUUG
This is a messenger RNA of Podospora pseudopauciseta, 2587 nucleotides long. RefSeq lists its product as uncharacterized. Bases 768 to 2333 code for a protein of 521 amino acids. The record is from RefSeq and is a predicted model, not a curated record. Lineage: Eukaryota; Fungi; Ascomycota; Sordariomycetes; Sordariales; Podosporaceae. Gene Ontology annotation, cellular component: plasma membrane. The transcript has 2 exons.